AUGCCGUUGCAAUCCCUGCUCAUGCUAACUAUGUCACCUUCGAUGAUUUAUGUCAUGGUCGCUCCACUCAACAAGUUGUUGGUUGACUCCUACGUUUCUGGGAUGCUCGCAACGUCAAGAAGAAUGGAUUCAGUUAUCCAUUGCUUCAUACAUGCUGCAUGUGCUACACAAAUCCGCCAUGAGUUACAAGAAGGUGCCAUUUUCAAUCUUGCGAGAUUCGAAGUCGGCCGUUGCACAAACCUUUACAAGAUCACUGACCAUCCCUUGGUCAUUCGAUUCCUUCCGACCACCACUAUUGCUCAACUACCCGAUGCCACCGCAACAAUCAAAAGGGAGAAAUUCAUGCUCCGCAAAAUCGACCACCUCCAAGCUCUGGCAAGCACCAACCUGGAACUCCCUGAUGUUGUUGGCCAAAUCCGCUUUGUGCAAGGGUCGAACCUUGAUGAUGCUACUUCCAAACAGAGAUUGGUCGUCCAGCUCCUGGUCGAUACAUCUAUCACCGUAUACCUCUCUCUAUGGGAUGAUGCAGCUACAACUUUCCAUGGUCAUCUUAGCUCAAGUGGAACCAUGAACUCUGUCAUGCUGGUCACCACAGUUAACCCUAAACUAUUUGGAGGGAACCUAUACCUUAACUCCACAGCUGCCACCAGAUUCUUCUUCGACACUAGGAUUGAUGCCAUUCAACAAUUUACAAAAAGACACAGGAGGCUGACUUCCUUUGCAAAGCACAAAUCGUUGGAGUCCUUCAAAAGAAUGGGUGGUCAUAUGUUUCAUGUGCUGGGUGUAGCCGAAAGUUUGACAAAUAUGGGAGCGCAUUACGCUGUAGCAAAUAUGUGUCUCCAAAUGUCACCGGCGUUAUAA
Molecule: messenger RNA, 861 nt
Organism: Arabis nemorensis
Lineage: Eukaryota; Viridiplantae; Streptophyta; Magnoliopsida; Brassicales; Brassicaceae
Source: the annotation of a GenBank genome assembly